Messenger RNA from Erythranthe guttata (spotted monkey flower), 2445 nucleotides. RefSeq names its product disease resistance protein At4g27190. Lineage: Eukaryota; Viridiplantae; Streptophyta; Magnoliopsida; Lamiales; Phrymaceae. The record is from RefSeq and is a predicted model, not a curated record.
AUGGGAAAACAAAGAUUGAAUUCUUCAUUAGCUGUUAAAGACAUGUAUUUAUGCUUGAAGGAGAAGGGGAAAUCUGUAAGAGAAUCGGAAGAGCUUUUAGCAAAGGUGACCAACUUUUAUGUUAAGAAGAACGAGAUUGAUAGAAUCCUGGAUAAGGCUGUGCCCACAGAGAAAAGGAACGAGUAUCAUACUCUGAUGAAAGAAAUACAAGUUUUCCGCAAGAAAUACAAAAAAUUCAGUAACAAGUACCAUAAGCAUUGCAACAGUCUGCCACGUAUAACGGCAGAACACCCAGCAGACUCAUUAACAGAGAGUGUAGUGAUUGACCAGGAACAAACUACAAUGCUAGGGCCAGAUUCCACGCCUGCAAGCACUUUAAGCAUAGCAGGAUCAAGCACCGGGUCUUCAAGCUUGUGGAAUGAAUCAAAAAAACCAGCCAUCAUGACUCGAAAGUUCUUCAGACUUGCAAAGAUCCGCAGAGACAUCAGAAAUCUGCAUGGCCGCAUCUCUCACAUCAUAGAAAGAACGAAUAUGAUCAUGCAGGGUGCUCAAAGUGAACAAGUGGAAAAGAGUAUGACUUUUGAGGAUAUGAUAACAAAGGUUUCUGUUCCAGAAAAUAAACACUAUUUGUUUGCUAUCAAGGGCCGUAGCAUUGAGUUGCAACUGAAUCACCAUACUAUUUUGGUUCGAAGUUGCCUACCUGGACCACAAGAAAGUUCCCGAGUGGAAAAAGUGUUCAAUUUGGCGGAACAAGAGUUUUUUAAGCUACCGGAGAACCCAGAAUACCCUAAUUGCUCACUUCUAUUCAUGCAAGGGAGUAAAUUUCUUAAUACCAUUGGUCCCUUAUUUUUCGACAACAUGCCCGAUUUGUGUUUGUUGGACUUGUCAAAUACGAGAGUCCGGUCCUUGCCAGAAUCACUUUUCAGGCUCUCGAAACUUAAAGUUUUAUUGUUGAGAAACUGUUAUUGUGUGGAAGAAAUUCCAGCUGAAAUAGAGAAAUUGAACAAUUUGGAAGUGCUAGACCUUUCAGGCACUCGGCAGUAUGUUCUUCCUGCUCAAAUCGGCGAGCUCACUCUCCUAAAGCAUUUGCAGCUAUCGAUUUUUGGAUCUGAAUACAAAGAACACUAUCCGGUUCUGAAAUGUCCAACGAUUCCUCACAAUAUUUUAUCAAAACUUGAGGCAUUGGAAUCACUAAGCAUUAGCGCGCACUCCGAGGAUGACAGUUGGCCAGAACAUGCCGCAGCCUUAAUUACGUAUAUUGUCAGGUUGGAAAGGCUCACUUUUCUUCAUUUCUACUUUCCAGAGAUGGACACUUUUCAAGAAUUUAUUCAAACAAGCCGUUCAUGGACGGAUGGGAGGUUGAGAAAGUUUAAUUUUAUUGUUGGCACUGAUUUUUACCGAGUUGUUGAUCUAGUCCCAUCUGAAGUGGAAUCGAUGUUUAACGAAUCUGACCGAUACUUGAGAUUUGUGGGAAGCUAUGGGGGGGUACCAGAAGAGAUGAAAGAUGUACUUUCGCAUGCAACAGCAUUCUACUUGGAUACACACAGGGAUGCUCAAAGCUUCUCAGAGCUCGGCAUUUCUAAUUUCCAGGCACUGAAGUUAUGCAUGUUCAGAGAUUGUCGCAAACUUCGGGUAAUUUUUGUUGUUGAAGAAACUGAAUGUGCGUUUGAGUGUCUAGAAUAUUUGGGGCUUUACAACUUAAACAAACUGGAGCAUAUAUGGGAGUCACCUUCGUGCCCGAGAGUAACAAAGAUACCUUCUGGUUAUUUUAAGGCUCUAAAAAUUCUAACAGUUAGCUACUGUCUUGAGAUCCAGUUUAUCCUUAUGGAAUCGAUGCUUGAAAGUCUUUACAACUUGGAGGAACUUGUUAUUGAAUUUUGUAGUAGUGUGGAGAAAAUAGUAAAAGAGGAAAAGAAGAGUCGCGUGACCACCAGCAAUGCUAUAUUGCUUCCUCGAUUGAGAAAACUUGUACUUCGAUUCUUACCUAAUUUGGUUAGCUUUGGAAAUGGCCUGUGCCCGUCGAAAGAAAUAGUCAAAAUUCAAGAAUGUCCGAAGCUGAUUCAUAAUUCUGAGCCCAUAGAAGAAACCAGGCGCGUUCGAAGCCGGUUCCUUUCCUCAUUGAAGGUAUGAACAUGUUGAAACUUCUCCGCUUGUGGUAAUUGGUACUGAGGGGAUUAUCUAUUGAUUACUUCACAGCAUUUCUUGGUGUUCAAUAUUUACAUGGAAUAAUUUUUUAUGUUUAAUUGUUUGCUAUCCCCAAAACUUUCCAUCAAAUCCGCGUUUGUUAAGCUUUUUUAUGUUUCUUUCUUACGAUUUUUCUACUAUUGGCGCCGUCGUAUAAGAUUAAAACCUGUCAAGAUUUUGAAAUUGUUUGGGGCAAGGGGCAAUGUAAGAAAUUCAUAUUCUUUUUGCUUGCUAUAUAUAAUAAGAAAGUGAUGUUUUCAA